Micromonas commoda is the source of this 1248-nucleotide messenger RNA. RefSeq lists its product with no specific name. Gene Ontology annotation, molecular function: DNA binding. The transcript has a single exon. The coding region runs from base 1 to 1248 and encodes 415 amino acids. NCBI's taxonomy places the organism in Eukaryota, Viridiplantae, Chlorophyta, Mamiellophyceae, Mamiellales, Mamiellaceae. The record is from RefSeq and is a predicted model, not a curated record.
AUGGUCUCCACCAGACGGAGCGCCCGCGGACCUUCCGCCACCGCCACCGCGAUCGGCACCGGGAAGGAUAAAAAGCCAAAGGCUGACGGUAAGCGCAAGCGCUCGGCGUCCACCGCCGCGGCGAAGGCGACGCCCGCGGCCGCGUCCGCCCCCGCCGCGAACACCGACGCCGCGACGCCGCUCCUGGACCUCGGGCCGCUCGAGGAGGGGGUGCUGGUGGGCCGUCCCUCCGAACGCAACCGAUCGCCGUACGUGGGCGACGUGCGCAUCACGUCGGGUCCCCACGCGGGACGCGUGGCGGUGACGCACCUCCCGAACAUGGACAGCGGCGGAAAGUGCCGCCCCGGCGUGCGCGUCCUGUGUCGGCGGCAGCCGGGCGUCACACCCGACACCGUAGGCCAGUACGGAACCCCCAAGUGCGAGCUCGUGUGCCAGCUCAUCCGAUGCGACGAGCCCGAGAAUGACGCGCUCGGAGGGUGCUGGGUAUCCGCGCAUCCCACCAUCGGCGAAAAGCUCGUCGAGGCGCUCAUACGCCGCGGCGCCCUGGACGCUCGGCUGCACGCCCCGGUUUGUAACCUCGAGACGCAGGUGGGCAAGACGAGGAAGGUGAGCGACAGCGCCAGCGGCGGGUACCGCCCCGACUUUCGAGCCACGCACGCCGACGGCACCGCGACGGUGCUCGAGACGAAGCAAGUGGUGGACACCGAUUACGACCCUCGCACCGUCCACGACGCCGCGGCUUUACAACCCGGGCACCCGGUGUACGCGCCGAGGGACGACGUUAACGCGGGGGGGUACGAGCGCGCGGGUAUAUUCCCGUGGGGCAAGCGGGGUCAGAAGGGCCCGGGUGGCGAGCAGGUCGUCUCCGCUCGAGCCAUCGAGCACGUUCGAGAGCUCGCGGCUGUGGUCGACCCGGGGACUGUCAGAGGGAAGAAAGGGACGAGUGGGGAUGUUCACGCGGCCGUGGUGCUGAUGGCGGGGCGGCACGACGUGUGCGCGAUCCGCGCGAACGGCGCCGCGUGUCCUUCCUUCGCGGCGCACCUGGCCGCGGCGGAGGGUCGAGGCGUUCGGGUGUUGGGGCACAGGGUUCGAUGGGGCGAGGGGGUCGACGUCGGGAGGGCGUUCGACGGCGGGGAGGUUCCGGUGCUGCCGCCGCUCACGGAGGAGGACCUCGCGGUGCUGGUGCCCAAGCCCAAGCCCGGGAAGGAGAAGAAACCCGCGGUGAAGAAGGCGAGGACGGACGAGUGA